AUGGCGAAGCGCGGCUCUUCGUUUUCCAAAACUCUGGUCUUGCCUCCGCCUGCACUCAACAUUCAAGCUUCCAUCCCUAUCGACCUCUACGUCGCCAAGAUAAAGGAAGAAAUCGUGAACUACUUCGUCAACGAAGACGAUGUCGUCAUUGGCAACAUUCGCCCAGAUCCGACGAUAGUGAAGGCGCUCGAUUUCGCGCUCGAUGCCCUUCCUGCAGUGAGGCAUUUCGAGAUGGCCAUCAAUCGGGACGCAAUGGAAGUACUUUGCAAGGCAGCCACGUCAUCGACAUUCGAACGCCUGGAAUCCCUCGUUGUUGAGCAGUACUUCCACAUCGGUAUCAGAGUAAAAGAAAAAUUCCUUUUUGCCUUCCCGCCCGCUCCUCGCCUCCGUCGUGUUGCGCUCGAUAGGUACAAUUGUACGCCGUCGUUCUUCUGGAGCCAGCUCACCCAUCUGUGUGUCUCCUCCGAGAUAACCGAGGAUGAUUGGCUUGAAGUCCUGAAGAACUGCGCGAACCUAGUGUGCGGAGCUUUCAAAAUUGGGCCAGAUGAUGAGCCGGCGAAAUCGGAGCGACUUAUUCACACAAACCUUUGUCAGCUUAUCCUCGCUCCAAUCUGUUUCCGUUCAGUGGUCUCCUUCCCUGCUCUCAAAGCCCUCCGACUCCUCAGAAACGAAACCGAUCACACCCUCAUGGCGCUCACUGAGCUUCUGAUGGCGACCCCAGUGCUUCGCGAACUUCAUUUCGAUUCAGAAAUUUUCAACCCAGCCAUUUUCUCGUUCGAUUCGGCGAUUGAAACGACGGAUGGGUUGCGUGAAAUACUUCCAGAUCUCGACCAUCUUGUUUUCGAUGCGACAAGGUGCAGUACGGACUCAGGCGGAGACACAGUAGUGCGCCUCCUCAGGUCUGGAUGGAUGGAAUUGGCUCCUCACAGUGGCGCAAGAGGUCAUCUACUAAUCAUUUUUGAUCCCGAAUACCAGUCAAUGAAUUCUCCCAUUACGCCUGAAGAAUUCGACGUCAUCAGAAAAAGUGAAGUUGCGCGAGCGCUCGAAGAAUUCCAGUCAGGACAGGAACGAUCCUAUGACGUACAGCUCUGUUAUCCUUCUGUGGGCGGCCGAAGGCGAGAUUGUCAACCAAACCUUGAAAACUUGCCCAACUGGGAUGAAUUCAUGGGUUUCCAUGACAAAGUGUCGCUACCUAUGCAAUAG
Messenger RNA from Cyclocybe aegerita, 1203 nucleotides. The record is from the annotation of a GenBank genome assembly. NCBI's taxonomy places the organism in Eukaryota, Fungi, Basidiomycota, Agaricomycetes, Agaricales, Hemipholiotaceae.